Durusdinium trenchii is the source of this 2118-nucleotide messenger RNA. Lineage: Eukaryota; Dinophyceae; Suessiales; Symbiodiniaceae. The record is from the annotation of a GenBank genome assembly.
CACAUAUCGACUUUAGACAUUAAUUAUGUCGAAGCAAUGGACUUGCACAGCGGGUCACCAACCAGUGCUUUGCCAAGCUGGGUUCAGGUCGGUGCAAAAUGUCGCUGGUGGUCAGAAUCGCAGCAGACGCAUCACGUAGUCGUCAUAACAUCAGUGGAUGAUGUAAAGAGGCGAGUUGUGGCUCACUUUGCUGCAAACCAAUCAGUCUGGAAAGCCGUUCCUUUCUCUCAAAUUGCUUCUGGACCUUUGCGUCCACCUGAAGACACAAACAAAACCCGCACACCACAAGAGGAGGCAAAAAAAGCAGAUGGCAGGGCAACACCACCUUGGUACGAGCAGCUCAACAUGGCGGAAACGCGGAUGGAGGCCGUCCAGGAAAUCAAGAGGAAAGAAGAAUCCCAUGUUGCCACUCAGGAAAGGAGGAGAUAUUUGUGGCAGCAAGAGCAGCAACGAAGGGCAGAGGAGGAGCACAGGCAACGCGAGGUGGAACGCCAAGCUCGAGAAGCUGCUGCAGAACGUGAAAGGCUUCGUAUUUUGGAGAAGUUGAAGAAGGAGAGAGAGGAAGAGCAGCUGCAAAAGUUUGAGGGCCUGUUGAUGAGCAAGGAGGAUGAGGUUUCUACCAAGGCAAAUGCACUUUGGAGGCAGCGUGAGGACGUGGCUCGGAGGCAGAGAGAAGAGGAAGAACGGCAGCGCCUUGAUGAGGAGCAAUACCUGCUAGCUCAGAAGCUCGAAGAGGAGAGAGCUUCAAGACCUCGAAUUGCUUUUGGAUUAGCAAGACAAGACCGAAGCGAAGCCACAGCAAAGGUCCCUGCUCCAGCAAAGGUUCUGUCUGAAGUGCCGCAGUCAAAAAGCUGGGAGUCCUGGGAAUGGCCGGCACAGGAGCCUGUCCAAGUUGUGCAAUCUCAUCCAUUGCAUCCAUCAGAGACCUUUGCUUUGCAUCGAGAGUCUGCAAACGGUGCAAACAAGCAUCAAGAAUCUCAAGAUACGAGACAGCCUCCACAACGUGGGCGAGGGCGACUGCCAAUUCAAUCGAAUGCCGAUUCUUUGAAAGAUUGGUACACCCUCCAAAUACGAGCGGUCUAUGAGAAGCACAAUCCUGAAAAGCUCGCUGAUGUUCCGCACCUUAUGCAGAAGUAUGCUGGGUGCGAAGAGGAGAUGUAUGACCGAAUUUGUGAAAAGUACGGUGUGAUGCCCCAAGCUCCACCGGCCAACCGUGGACGCCUGCCGCCACCUCCACCACCGGCACCACCAGCACCACCUGCACCGAAGGUGAUUCAGCAACUCCCAAACAAGGCUGUUGGCUUUGCCCGCAAAGCCAGUGCUCCAGCUCCGCCAGCUCCGCCAGCCCCAGCUCAGAAUUCUGAGGAUGCUCCGUCCACGUCAGACCUAAUGGCAAGGUUCCAGAACCUUGUACAGGGCAUGCCGCGGGCAGAGGCUGUCCCUCCAGAUUUGCGAAGACGUUCAAGGAGUCCCCGACGGAGUCUUCGGCGGAGUCCGAGAAAGCCUGCAGGUGGAAGGCUUUACGAUGAAGGACGAUAUUGUGAUGGCCAACUGGAUGGAAUCGUUUCAACUCCCAUUGGUGCGAGAAUGAGGAGGCCACUUCCUGCUGCGCUGGAAGAAGAAAGAGGUUCUUUUCCACCAAAGCCUUCUGGGCCUCUCAACAGGUAUGUUCAUGAUGAAGACGUCCACAAUACAACGUUUGAGAGGCGAAGCAGAUCACAGCUUGAAAGAAACGAGCAUUGGUCAAACGAUCCUGCACCUAUUGGCAUGCGAGCGCCCCGAAGCGACAGCAGGGAGAGAUCCUACAUUCCAGCUCCCAAGCGGCGCAGUCCCUUGCCAAUCGGUGCACCAUUGCGUGGCAGUGCUGGAAGGUACAGAGAUCGAGCUGUUCAGGAGCUUGCAGCAGCUGAAAGAAGCGGGAGAGCAAACACCCCACUGCAGCCGUGCAUGUGUGAUUGAAGCAUUGUCACUGAUCACCUUUUUGUGCCUUGGUCCACAUAGUUUUGAAGGACAUCUCAAUUGAGUUGCUGUCUUGGGCUUGGCUAUAUACAUAUACCGUGCUAGCCAAUCAGCCUCGAAGCGUGAUCGGCAAUGGGAUCCCGGGGCAUUGAAAUCUGC